CGAAGAGUGGAGGAUCUGGCGCUGGAACAACUUGAUGGGUCUUCCUACAAAAGGCUCCCCAGCGGCAAAUACGCUUGCCUCAUCUGCCCCAACUCUCCCAUCAUCGAUUCCCCUCUCAUGUUCUCCCUAUUAAGCACUGAUUUUGCUGUUAAAGACCUUGGAAAGUUACACUACUUCCUUGGAAUUGAAGUUAUACCAGUGAAAGAUGGUCUCUUACUUUCCCAGCAGCGCUACAUUCGGGAUUUACUCUCCAAAACAAAUAUGACGGAAGCAAAACCAGUAUCAUCUCCCAUGUCGUCUUCUGCAGCCUUAUCCGCAUUUACAGGUGAUCCUAUGGAAGAACCCUCCUUAAAUAGAAGCACGGUGGGUUCACUUUAGUACUUAUCUCUUACACGCCCAGAUUUGGCGUUUGCGGUUAAUCGUGUGUGCCAAUUUAUGCAUCGUCCAACCAAACUUCAUUGGCAAGCUGUCAAGCGAAUCCUUAGAUACCUCAAAUGUACCAUCACUCAUGGUUUGCUGUUACAAAAGACCUCAACAACUUCUCUUCAAGCAUACUCGGAUACUGACUGGGCAGGAUGCUCGGAUGAUCGACGUUCAACUGGUGCUUAUUGUGUUUUUCUUGGCUCAAACUUGAUUUCUUGGAGUUCUCGUAAGCAGCCUAUUGUUUCUCGGUCUUCUACAGAAUCUGAAUACAAAUCUGUUGCUAACACGGCUGCUGAGAUGCAUUGCAAGGGGUCAAGCCACCGCAAUGCAGAGUUGAAGAUAAAGGAACAAGAAUUGAUGAGACAUGAUGAGAUAAAUAAGCGAAUAGCAUUGUCAGGCUCUUCUACUGGCACCGCAAACUGUAAUAGUCACCACCAAAAUUUUAGGUCAGUUGAUAAACCAUUGAUUGAACAGUCACGCAAGGUCGCUUCAGAGAUACGUUGUGGCCAAACUACUCAGCCUCAGCAGAGUUCUAGUAAUGCAAACCGUGAUGUUCAACGAAUUUUGGAUCACAUUACGAAUAGGCAUUCUAAUCUUAGUCAACAUAGCUCUUGUCCUGCAAUUGAAGCAGCUGACAAGGUAGUCAAGCAGCAGCAGCAGCAUUUGGAUCUCCAGGAGCGUCGAGAGAGGGAACUAAAGUUUACAGCUGCAGGUUGGAAACGUGAUGGUCAUGGGAAGUGGUUCAGAGAUGAAAAUGUUGAGUUCGAUUCUGAUGAAGAAGAUCCAAAUACAUGUCUUGGUUGAAAAUAUUUUGGAAGGCUGCAGCUGAUACAUGCAAUUUGAUCAUGAUCGAGAAUGGCAGGCCGUGUUUGCUAACUUGGCAUGCACACUGAGUGCUAGCUUUGUUACUGAACAACCUGGAACACGGAUUUUUUCUACACUGAUUUGCCUUGAAGGAGUUGAUUAGCGGUGACUUUGCACAAAUACAGGGAGCUGGUUUGGCAUGUAUGCACUUGCAUGAUGCACAGUCCCAAGAGAAUUUUGGUUUGAAGGUGUUGCACCCAGUUAUAAUACUAUGUACCACAUCAAUUCUGGCAGGUGUGCUGCUGUUUUUUAUUCUUGAGGUCAUAAUGGGAGAAAUAUUUAUCUGUGAAAUGUUGUUGUCUUGACCUUUGGCAAGGUCUUCUGGUGCUGGUUUUACAGCAAAUUUCUUGUAGUUUUUCAAACGUCUAGAUAUAAUUUUACUCUCAUUUUUUUAAA
Molecule: messenger RNA, 1683 nt
Organism: Alnus glutinosa
Lineage: Eukaryota; Viridiplantae; Streptophyta; Magnoliopsida; Fagales; Betulaceae
Exons: 4
Coding region: 436-1227 (263 amino acids)
Biological process (GO): RNA splicing
Cellular component (GO): nucleus
Source: RefSeq, a predicted model, not a curated record